GUCCCCACGUGAUCCGACGGUUCUUCCCGGGAACAGCAAGUAAGUUAUAGCAAAUUCACAGCUUAUUCCGUUCCGAAAGUGAUCCUAAGACACUAACACGAGUGACCUCGUCCAUAGGAUGCAAGGCUGCCAUCAUAAUGCUGUGUGUUGCUCAACACGUGUAUGCUGUGGAAAUAUGCAGUGCAUAUCUACACCCACAAUGCGUAUUGUGCAUGUUGGGAACGUGGGAGGGGUACGCCAAACUGGGUAUCGAAUAUGCCGCCCGUGCUAGUCGGAUGGGUGUCUUAUAGACGGGCGGUCCAUUACCAGUUGGCUUCCAAGAGACCCCAACAAUCACAAUGGAACGACCAAGGUUCAGAAGAUCAAGACGAAUGAGAAAUGCCGAAGAUCAACCACGGCGAACCGCUGUCCCACCGCGAGGACGGCCUACCCCAACUCACCCCAAAGAGACAAACGUAAUACGAUUACCUGAAGGAAGUGGUCUGGGGAGGUUUACGCUGGAUGUUGGGGGACCUCUUGAUGCAGUGACGAGUGUCUGUUGGUCGAGAAGUGGAGAACAAAUGUUCUCAGGUUCUCGAGAUGGAACGAUCCGGGUUUGGUCGUCAGGGACCGGAGCCCAAGUCGCUCUCCUCCAGGGACACACGAACACAGUUCACGCCAUCGCAAUAUCUUUUGAUGGUCGCUUCAUUGCGAGCGCAUCCUCUGACUGUACUGUUCGCCUAUGGAGCGUGCGUACCUAUGAAGCAGUCAGCCCCCCCUUCGAGCAUGCCGACGAACUCUAUUGCGUCACAUUCUCCCCUGACCGUAAGCGAGUCGCAUGUGGCGGGAAAGACACCAAGGUGUAUCUGUGGGAUAUCGAGCCAUACACUAAGCCAGACGCUAGUAUAAUGGAUAGCUGUGAACCAGCUCCGGAAUUGCCAUUGGCUCCCUCAGAUGAAGAUAUUCUUAACGAGCUCUUGAUACAGGAGGUAGGGAAGUGUAUUACUUAUGCUCUCAAUACUCAUGGCAAGCAACAGGUCGCUGGCUUCCUUCCCCCGCUGGCGCUUCAGAAUGGAGUUCCACCUGAUCUGAAUGUUCCCUCAGCAUUUACUGAGAAUUGGCCCAGCAACGAGAUUAACAAUGCUCUCGAAGACUCGAACCAGCCCAAGGAGCCUAUUGGAGUCCUUCCUAGUCUGGUACCUUCCUCAUCCUCAUACAAGCAUCGCUUCUUGGACAGGCUACCACUCUUUCGUCGUCGAAAUGAUGUCGAUAAUUGUAGUGCCACAAAUUCAGAUUGUGACCCACAGACAGACCAACUUUUAUUGACAGUAACAGUAUCGUUCGACUCCAAGCUCUGUAUUGAUGGUGAUUUUGUAUCAGUUCAAUUGGUUAUUUUACCUACCAUUGUUACUUCUCGAGGAAUAAUUGUCACGAUAUUCAGCCUAUUUCCACUUCGUUUUGCGUAUAUUUCCAUCAAGGAAGAACAGCGUGUUCUCAAAUUUGCGUCGCUGCCAUGUCAUACAGGAGUAUUGCACAAUACUCUUGACAUUUUUCGCACUUGCAUUGAGUGUUGCCGAACGCAGUUAAAAACAGUUGACUCGAGCUCCAUGGAACAUACAUUCCUAUACCGUAUCUUCGUUCUUAUGUGGUGAAUAUUCAGGAUCAGAUAAUCAGCCUUCCUGCC
Molecule: messenger RNA, 1663 nt
Organism: Suillus fuscotomentosus
Lineage: Eukaryota; Fungi; Basidiomycota; Agaricomycetes; Boletales; Suillaceae
Exons: 6
Coding region: 339-1631 (430 amino acids)
Molecular function (GO): protein binding
Source: RefSeq, a predicted model, not a curated record